Penicillium alfredii is the source of this 1230-nucleotide messenger RNA. RefSeq lists its product as uncharacterized. Lineage: Eukaryota; Fungi; Ascomycota; Eurotiomycetes; Eurotiales; Aspergillaceae. The coding region runs from base 1 to 1230 and encodes 409 amino acids. The record is from RefSeq and is a predicted model, not a curated record. The transcript is spliced from 3 exons.
AUGACCAAAGCAUCGCCCUUGUCAAUCACAGACCAUCUGCAUCUGGCCCCUCCAAGUCUCUACCAAAUCAAAGAAUGUGGUCACUUUCUCACGCGAAAGACAUUCCCGGCGGUAUGGAUGAGGUCAGGCACUUCGAAGGGCCUCUUCAUCCACCAGAAAGAUCUCCCAGCAUCAUCUCAUCUCUGGGAUACGAUUUUGCUUUCAGCUAUGGGGUCUGCCCAAGGAAAUGCGCUGGCCGUCGUGGCGAAAUCCAAGCGCCCGAAUGUCGAUGUCGACUAUACGUUCAUCCAAGUGGCCCCAGACCAAGCCAAAGUCGACAUGACUGGCAACUGUGGCAAUAUUGCAUCGGGGGUCGGUCCUUUUGCGCUGGAUGAGGGGAUCGUGAGAGCCACACCGGGACAGUCUGAAAUGGACAUCCGAGUCUUCAACACGAAUACCGGCCAGACUCUGGUUGAAACCAUUCAGGUGGCUCCGGACGGCAGCUUCCGCGAGGACGGCGACUAUCACAUCCCGGGCGUUGAGGGCACUUCCAGUCCCAUCCGGAUGGCAUUCCUCAAGCCUGGGGGCAGUAUGACCGGAGAGAUGUUUCCCAGUGGGGCACGACAAGAGCGAUUGACCGUUCAGUGUUCUGCUAUGGGAACAUUCACCGUGCGAGUCAGUCUGGUCGAUGCAGCGAACCCAUUCGUCCUCGUCGAUGCAUCAUCAAUGCCCUUCGAAGACCACGCGUCCUGGCCAGACCCCAGUGACCCUGAGUUUCUGAGCGUGAUAGAAGAAAUUCGGAGAGCAGGCGCCGUGCGCUUUGGACUGGCGGCAGACACAAAAGCUGCGGGAUUGGUGCGCGGAACGCCGAAGAUUGCCCUGGUGUCUUCGACAGCGAGCGAUGACGCCGAUGCAGAUAUCCAGGUGCUGGCGUUUAGUCUGGGCAAGGUGCAUGCCAGUCUCCAGUUAACUGGUGCCGUGUGUUUGGGCGCGGCUAUGGCGAUUCAUGGAACUGUGGCAUGGGAAUUAGCUGGUAAGGGAGGGCGUGUCAGACAACCAAAAUGCGGCAUGUCGGUCGAGGGAUACCAAAUGGCUUCGCCGUUGCCGGUUGGUAUUCGGCAUCCUGCUGGCGUGAUUCACGCCGAGACUGUGUUGGCCAUGGACCGGGGUGGCGAGGUUGAUGUGGAUCAAGUAGCAGUGUUUCGGACGGCGCGGCGGCUGUUUGAGGGUAAUGUGUUCUAUCGGGCAUGA